ACUUAUGGAAGAAUGGAGAUGGUGGGUGGCUGCUGCGUCUGUUCUGAUGAAUGGGGCUGGGCAGAGAACCCCCUGGUGUACUGUGACGGGCAUGGCUGUAACGUGGCGGUACAUCAAGCGUGCUAUGGAAUUGUUCAGGUUCCCACUGGACCGUGGUUCUGUCGAAAAUGUGAAUCCCAAGAAAGAGCCGCCAGGGUGAGGUGUGAGCUGUGUCCCCAUAAAGAUGGAGCACUGAAGCGGACUGAUAAUGGAGGCUGGGCCCAUGUCGUCUGUGCUCUGUAUAUCCCUGAGGUGCAAUUUGCUAACGUUCUCACCAUGGAACCAAUUGUCCUCCAAUAUGUGCCCCAUGACCGGUUCAACAAGACUUGUUAUAUCUGUGAAGAGCAAGGCAGAGAGAGCAAAGCCGCCUCGGGAGCCUGCAUGACCUGCAACCGUCACGGCUGUCGGCAAGCCUUCCAUGUCACCUGUGCUCAGAUGGCUGGACUCUUGUGUGAAGAAGAAGUCUUAGAAGUUGACAAUGUGAAAUACUGUGGCUACUGCAAGUACCACUUCAAUAAAAUGACAUCACGCCAUUCUGGAGGUGGAUCCUUCAACCCAGGAAGAAGGAGCCGGUCAGCAUCCCCUGCUCAGGAGAAGCAUGUGUCCCACCAUGAGAAACCAAAGAAGAGUCGGAAGGACAAGGAAAGGCCUAAGCAGAAACACAAGAAGCAUUCAGAAUCACCAACUGGUCUCACACUGCCAUCCUCUACACCUGUUGUCCCUGAGAAGCAGAGUUCCACCAACCACCACGAGAGCAGCAAAGAAACGGCAGAGGUCAUCCGAUCAGAAGUGAAAGGCAAGAAAUCCUCAAGUCAUGGCACAAGCCAUAAAGCCAAGAAAUCAGGAAGUGGGAAAAGCUCCACAAAUUUUGGCUCAUCCACUUCCAGUGGCACAUUUCCACCUGCAGGUACCUCAUGCAGCUCCUUGCCCUUCUCCCAGGACUUUGUAACCUUCCCGAAGCUCGAGCAGCAGCCGCCUGAGGAAGAGAAGUACCGCAAGCCCGUCUCUUCAUCCUCCUCUUCAGCACACUGCUCCCCGUUGUACGAAGGGCAGAAGGGCGACGUCUUUGAGCAGAAGGUGAUCUUUUCAGGCUUUGGCUCCAUCAUGCGCUUUUCCACCUCCGCUGUCAGCCAGCAGAGAGGCCGAGAGGCUUCCCCCGUGGACUAUAAGGCCUCAAACUCUGGAGGGAAUAGUGGCAGCGGCGGCGGCGGGGGAAGCAGCGGCGGCGCUGCCCACAAACGGAUGCCAUCCCUCAGCGUGGAAGAAGGGGAAGUCCUGAAAGAGAAAAAGCACAAAGCCAGUAAGAAAAGCAAACACGGGCCAGGCAGGCCGAAAGGCAGCAAGAACAAGGACGUCUCGGCAGGUGCCCAACUGGUUGGGUCUACAGCGACCUCUUCUUCACCCUUCUCUGGCGGCUCCCUGGUCAGCUCCAGCAUUGGGGGGUCCUCGCGGUCUUUCAGCCAUGCCACAACGCUUCCAAGCCUCGGUCUGGAAUCGCCACUGCUGGGAUCAGGGAUUUACACGAGUAAUAAGGACCCCAUUUCCCAUGGAGGUGGGGUGCUCAGGACAGUAUGCAGCACGCCCCUCUCCUCCAACCUCCUGGCUCACCAAGGCACUUCCUCACUCCCCCAGCUCACUCGCUCUCCUUUUGCUAGCACCGUUCCAGCCUCCUCCUCUUCUUCCGUCUCCACCACCCAGGUGUUCUCCCUGGCGGGAUCUACGUUCAGUCUCCCUUCCUCGCAUAUUUUUGGAAGCCCCCUCACCUCUGGGUUGUCAAUUAAUCCCUUGAUGAACCAGUCAGAGACCAACCGGACAGUUCCAGAGCCAGAUUUGGAAGACUGUAAUUUUGCCUGCCGAGGGUCAUCACCCCAAGAAAGUCUUUCUUCCAUGUCUCCCAUUAGCAGUCUCCCCACUCUCUUCGACCAGACAGUCUCAACGAGCAGCGGUCAGCUGGAAAAUGUCCCCCAGGCCACACCAAACAUUGAGCAGCUCCUGGAGAAACAGGGCAAUGGGGAGGCUGGCGUCAACAUUGUAGAAAUGCUCAAGGCCCUUCAUUCUCUGCAGAAGGAGAACCAGCGCCUCCAGGAGCAGAUCAUGACUUUGGCAGCUAAAAAGGAACGCUUGCAGCUUCUGAACGUCCAGCUCUCUGUUCCCUUCCCUGUGGUGACCACCAGCAAUGGCGCCUCAGGCCAAACCCAGUACAUUUUGGCUCCUAAUGUGUGCAACAGCGACUCCCUGAGCAUCAGCAAGAGCCCACCCUGCAAGAACAGCUUUGGCAUGGAGAACUCACUCUCUACAUCCUCUGAGGAUCCUCACUCUGGCUGCCCGAGCCGAAGCAGCUCCUCCCUGUCCUUCCACAGUACGCCUCCCCCACUACCUUUGUUGCAACAGAGCCCUGCCUCCCUCUGCUUGGCUACUGGGAUCCAGCAGCAACAGCAACAACAGCAACAGCCCCCCGUGAAUGGCUUGGCCAGGGCCAUGGGGUCCAUUCAUGGGGGAGGGACAACGGCCAGUCACAGCCUGGUGGAUGGUCUCCUUGGGAGUCUGGCAGGAGGACAGCAGGUUCCUAUCAAUGGCAUCCUAGGAAGUUUAAAUGGCACAGUGGCUGCCCAAGCACAGAAUCCUCUCUUGGCACAGACCCCGAACCUCCAGCUUUCCACCAGCCAGAACAGCAUGCCCAGCACGAGCCACCUGACGGAGCAGCAAAGGCAACUCUUCAACCAGCACGAACUCCAGCUGCAGCAGCUGCAACAGCUCCUUACCUCACAGCCGCUCAACGCAGAGCAGCAGACUUUGGUGUUCCAGAUGAUUCAACAGAUUCAGCAGAAAAGGGAGCUGCAGCGCCUCCAGAUGACCGGCUCCUCCCAGUUGCCCCUGUCUGGCCUUGGGACAGCUACUUCCACGUCCCUCCUCCAUUCCAACAGUGCGGCAUCAUCAGCUGCCAACAGCACCCUUCUUGCCUCUAUCUCCCCUCAGCAGCUUAACCAGGCUAGUUCCUUGAUGGCUUCCUCACCGCUCAGUACUCCUGGCAACAACCUGAUGUCAGCUGCAGCAGGGGCAGCUAUCCCGCCUGUCCUAACCGCACAAACAAACCCUUUCCUCAACUUGCAGGCAGAUGGCGGUGGUCAGAAAGGAAUGAGCAUGAAUGAAAAGGGAGGCGCCCCUGUUCAGGACAAGGGUUAACUUUUCAGCAAUACCAGGCUAGUCUCUGCCACAGGAAAACAAUCUCUCUCUGCGCCAUGGGUCCCCAAAACAGAGAGAAACCCCAUGAUGCCAGACUUCCUGGAAAUGUUUCCUUGCCAUUGGCAGGACGACGGCAAGCUAAGGCACGUCAGGAAGGUCUCUGUUCCUUGGUUCCGGCCCCGCUGCAUCGUGCCCUUCGGAAGGCAGCAGGUGGAGUGAGCACCCUUCUCUCUUUCCUGGCUUUAUCUACUGUGCCACACUUAGUUCGUGGGAGAUUGCACUUCAGAGGGGAGAGGGUGAAGCUGCAGAUGCCCCUGCAAGAGUAGGAUCUGCAAGCUGUACCAUGGCCACGUCACCCUGGUCAUCCUGUUCUCUUUGCAGAGCAGGGCAUUUUUCAAACCAAGGCUAAGAAAAAUCCGUCAAGCUGUUUGGCAGCCGGAAGAUCCGGCUCCAGCAAAACGGAACAGGGUGGAAUAUGAGGUCUUCAGUACAAAAGGAGGUGAGAUCAGGAAGCUUUUGUCGUUGUUGUUGUUGUUCGUUUUUUGCUUAAGUUUUGGAGACACGCACACAUAAAACCUGCACCUGGAGGUUUGCUCCUGUGAAGAAGCAAAUUGACAGAGAUAUGACUUCACAGAUUUUUGUUGAGAUGCAGUUCUGCUGGAAGAAAAAGCCAACACGUUUGUGCUCCUGAAUCUCUACCAGCUUUGUGUCUUAACAAUGGAACCUGGAGGAAAUGGUCUCUCACAAUCACACUUCUCUUCCUCACCUUCAGGAGCCUUUGUGGGUAACCCACAGUUUACAAGGGCCAUUCUAAAAGGUGCUUCCAGAAAGAGGCCUCCUAGUGCUACCACCAGUCAGAAGGCCCUGUGCAGGGAUUCCAUCGACCCCGCGUUAAGAUACGGGGUGUGCAUAUGUGUGUGUGUGUGUGGUAAGACAAAAGACACAAGGAAUGGUGGAAGAAUAUUGGAGGGCUACAAAUGGAAGAGACCCCAUGUUUGUGGCAGAGCGACUGCACAGGAAAUGCCUUAUUUGGAAGCACCAAACUAUGCUCGCCUUUGAGAUGUUUUCCAGCUACUCGCAGGAUCGUUUCCAUCGCCUUCAGACACCAGCAUGGUGGAACAGAGACUUUGUCAAACAUCUGGAGCUAUUCCUUUCCUCUAUCUCCAGUGAGCUCCAUUCUGGGAAACAGCAUCUUCCACUCCCUGUUCAUGGAUCUAGGCUAAAUCAGAUCCUGUCUGAAGACAACAUUGGUCUUCCCAUCGCUUUAAGAGCGCCUCUGCCUCUGUUUUGUAAUCUGAUGCCUCCUCAAAGGUGUCAGGCUCCUCGUUCCUUCAGGCAGUUUUUUGUUUUUGUUUUUUGGAACUUGUUGUGAGGAAGGGAAUUGAGGAUCAUGGUUCAAACAUUCUGAGCACUCUCACCCUUGGUUGGAGAAAACCCCAUCUCUUAAGGGGGAAGAGGCCAGGAGAGUGGAAUAACACCGGGGGACUUCAAAAGCCUCCCAACCUUCAUGGAGAGACUGUCAUUAUAGGCACAUCUCUGCCACUUCUUCCAAUUUGCACUAUUUUUCAGACAUUGGUGGUGGGUGUACACUGAUGACCAUUAGAAGUAUGACCACUGCUGUUUAAAAUCAUCUUCCCUCCUGUCCUCUGUGUGUUUUGGUUUUGCUUCUUUUUCUUCUUAGUCAAAAAGCAAAAGGGGGGGGGGGAAUAGAUCAGUGCUACACCCUUAAAGAAAGAAGAAGAAAGAAAUAGAAGCAACUUUCCAGAAUGUCAUCUUCUGAUUCGUUUUUUGUUUGUUUUUUGCUUGCCCAGACAGAUGUGCUACAUUCCAAAUUGUCUCUCUGUGUGUGUUUAUGUGCAUGUAUGAGAAUGAGAGAGUGUCUUUGUGUGAUUUCGUUUUGAGUUUUUUUUUCUCCCCCUUCCCCCUCCCAUUUUAAAAAUAGACUUUUUUUUUAAGAGAAGGCUACUGGAAACUAACAAGAGCAGCAAAUGCUUCUCUUCCUUGCAUUCAUGGCAGCUUUGGCACAGAUUAAGGUGCAGCUAGACAUUGGAAUAAUGCUUGAUAUUCUCCCCUUCACUUCAGCUGAGUGUUGAGAAACCUGAUGGACAGAAACGGCCAUCAACAAGAUGCACUUGUUACUUAGACAACAACUCACCUUAGAAAUGCACCCAGACCAGCACUUCUGCCACAUUCCAGUUCAAUUGUGUCCUUUGUUAUCCCUGGGUGUAUUAUCUUCUUAGUCCCUCUCCAGUUGUCAGUUAAUGUUUCUAGAGAGGCGACUCUUAACGAUACCAGCAAAAUCACAAAAUCACGUCAUACAGUCAGUUGUUUUUCAUCCUUCACACACACAAAAAAUUCUGGCAGGAAAUAAGAUGAAAGGAGCAAGAUUGCUUUUUGAAAAAAAGGCUAUGUUGUCCAGACUCUGUUGUAAGAUGCCAUGUUUGGAGCAGGGUGAUGAUACAAUAAAAAGCUUCAUUUGGAGGCACUAUGCAUGUGCUGCUGCAAAGAUCAGCUACUGGAGGAGGACUACAUCCAGAUUCUUCCUGCCCAUCCUAAACAUUCAAUUGGUGCGAUACAUGUACCAUCCAGAGAGACAUGUACUAACAUACAUGUGCACUUGUUGGAUGGAGGAAAUAGCCCUUUUGGCAACACCCGCAGAGUUCCUUGUCCAAUUUGGCUUGUAACUUUAUGCCUUCUUUGUUUUCCAACCGUACUCAUCCUCACUUAGUCCUGGAAUGGCAGGCUUGACAUUUUAAUCUUUCCAUCAAAUGCUGAAUUUGCAAAAUGGCAUAUGUAGAAUCUGAUCUAAGUCUGUAUGCAGUGGGCAAAAGAGGGUGUGGUACCUUGAGACGAGAUCCUAAAGGAGAUGAGCUGCUGGCUAAAAGAAGGCAAGGCCCGGUUGAGUAUGGUAGAUAAAUGCACAACUGAAAAUGGUACAGGGGCAGAACAGCAUGUCCAUCUUUUAAAGUGUUUUG
Pogona vitticeps (central bearded dragon) is the source of this 6197-nucleotide messenger RNA. NCBI's taxonomy places the organism in Eukaryota, Metazoa, Chordata, Lepidosauria, Squamata, Agamidae. The record is from RefSeq and is a predicted model, not a curated record.